Aspergillus homomorphus CBS 101889 is the source of this 1872-nucleotide messenger RNA. RefSeq names its product DHHC family palmitoyltransferase. Gene Ontology annotation, molecular function: palmitoyltransferase activity. The transcript has 2 exons. NCBI's taxonomy places the organism in Eukaryota, Fungi, Ascomycota, Eurotiomycetes, Eurotiales, Aspergillaceae. The coding region runs from base 196 to 1806 and encodes 536 amino acids. The record is from RefSeq and is a predicted model, not a curated record.
AGAUCCGUCAUCUCGGAUGCCUACUCCUCGGCGUUCUUCCUGCCUUACUACAUCGAUUGUUUUUUUCUUCAUUGCGUCAAGAUUGCCUAUAACGUUCCUUUCUCCUAUAUUCUGUCUGACUGCCAUGAUCUGAUAGCACCUGAACCACAGACUCGAUCGGCCGCUCGACGACUUCCCCGGCAACUUUCUUGAGCCAUGGCAACCUUAGCAGCAUCACCGCCGUUAUCGCCGUCGUGGCCGAAGCGACGACCGCGAGCCUGGGCGCUGCGCAUCGAACGCUACUGCUGCACCGCGGCGUCGUUCUUCCCCCUGGCCUUCGUUUACGGGUUGACGACGUGGGCCGUGUGGGUGGAGGCCAGUGUGGGCUUCAAGUCGGUGCAACAUAGUAGUAUCUGGAUCGGCCUACCCAGCUCCCUCCUGGGAAUCUUCCUAUACAUCUGCCUAAACGCCUGCUACACGGUAGCGGUAUUCACGGACCCGGGCAGCCCGCUCAAGCCAUCCGGCAGCAACGGCCGCCGGAGCCAACAGCACGAAUACAGCGCGCUGCCUGUGACGGAACUACCUCAGUACACAGCCUACACGGUCAAUUCGACGGGCGGAUCGCGGUUCUGCAAGAAGUGCCAGUGUCCCAAGCCGGACCGCGCGCACCACUGCUCGACCUGCAAGCGCUGCGUGCUGAAGAUGGACCACCACUGCCCCUGGCUGGCGACCUGCGUGGGGCUGUACAACUACAAGGCGUUCCUACUGUUCCUGAUCUACACGUCCGUGUUCUGCUGGGUGGAUUUCGUGGUCGCGUCCACGUGGAUCUGGAAUGAGAUGCUCGAUGAUAGCAAGUAUGUGGAUUUUGAUAAGAUGUUGCCGAUAAACGUGGUGUUGUUGGCGGUUCUGGGCGGCAUUAUUGGCCUGGUGCUCUCUGGGUUCACUGCGUGGCAUAUUAGUUUGGCUGUGCGUGGGGUUACGACCAUUGAGUGCUUGGAGAAGACGAGGUAUGUCUCGCCGUUGCGUAAGGUGCUGGAUCGCCAUCGCUACGAGGCGCUGAGCGGGGGCCAGCAUGAUUUGGAUGGUGGGGAAGGAGGUACUGGAGGAGGGGGUCUAGGUCAUCGGUUGCAGGAGUACGGCGGGCAGAUUCUGGAUGCGCAUGCCAACGCCAUUCCCGGGGUGACGCGGGCCGAGGAAGGCGAGGAGGAGUUGACGAGAUCGUCGCCGCAGGGGGCGGGCGCCUCGCAGUUUUCCUCUGGGAGGGACGGGUUGAGCCCCGCGCGGCAGGCGUUGACGCGGUCGUAUGCGGAGAUGGAGCGCCAGCGCGAGCAUGAUCGGUAUCAGAGUUACUUGGAGGAGCAGGACAGCGAGAAGAUGCCGCAUGCUUUCGAUCUGGGCUGGAAGCGCAACCUGCUGCAUUUGUUCGGGAGCCGUCCACUGCUGUGGCCGGUCCCCGUCUGUACUACGACAGGCGAUGGCUGGCAUUGGGAGCCGAGCGCUAAGUUCCUGGAGGCGCGUGACGGCGUGCGGCUGCGCCGCGAACAGGAGGCGGCCGACCAGCAGCAGUAUUACCGGGAUCUGUACACGCGGAAUAUGAACAAUAGCCAGAGUUGGAUGGGGGCCGAUGCUGCCACGCCUGCGGCCCAUAGCGCUGCGGCGUGGACGCCACAGCAACCGCUGGAUGUGGUGCGCGAUCCCGAGCGGCCCAGUACCGGCGUGUCGAUGAAGACGUUGCGCCCGAUGUCACCGCGUCUUCGACAUGGGGAGGAGGAGAGCGAUGAGGAAGGUCGCGCGCGCGGAGACGAUGAAUGGAGGAAUUGGGAUUGAUGUCGUGGUAGUUGAUACACUGUACACUUAGGGGUGAUUAUAUAUAAGUAUGAGAUUAUGACAGCC